AUGGCACAUCCUACUGCUGACGAAGCCCAAAUCUUAAGUGCGUUAGAAUCGGUACUUGGUCAGAGAAGUUUUAGAAUGACCUUACCGCCCUUUAAUUACACCGAUCCAGAACUGUGGUUCUCACAAGUAGAGUUAGGUUUCGCGAGUGCCGGUAUUUCAUCAAACAUAAAAAAGUUCGAGAUAGUGGCCCAAAGCCUCGAAUCGCGAGUGGCGUCAGAGGUUCGCGAUUUAGUGGUAGCGGCUCCAAGCAACGACUCCUACACAUCAUUGAAAACGGAGUUAAUUAAACGGCUUAGCGCGUCUCAGGAAGAGAAAACUCGCCGCUUCUUAGAGAACGAGGAGUUGGGUGACCGGAAACCAUCUCAAUUUUUGCGGCACCUAAAAAGUCUCGCGGGUUCAACAGUCCCCGACAACAUCAUUCGCGCCAUCUGGUUCAAUCGACUACCGAACAACAUACAGCCUAUCCUUGCAGCCCAAAACAACAGUUCCUUGGAGGACGUGGCCGACCUAGCGGAUAAGGUAAUGAAUUUAUCCGUAGGGAAGCCAACAAUCGCAGCAGCAGCAACACCUUCAGCAAGUGCACCAUCUUCGAUAGCCGCCAUGCUAGCAGAACAAAUACAGCAAAUGCGGAUAGAAAUGAGUGCUGCAUUACAACAAGAAAUCGCAAAUUUUCGGGCCGAGAUUUCGGAACUUAGAACCAACCAGCUUCAAGCAGGAAACCCUCCACGUGCGCGCGAACGAUCAUAUUCUCGCGGACGCUCUUCUCUUCGCGGUCGCUCGAAAUCUCGCGGACGAUACGCCGGUGAAGGUAUCUGUUGGUACCACGAACAGUACGGGGCAAGUGCAAGAAAGUGUACGCGACCGUGCAAAUUCGCGGGUUCGGAAAACUACGCGGCCAGUCGUUAA
Messenger RNA from Agrilus planipennis (emerald ash borer), 906 nucleotides. RefSeq lists its product as uncharacterized. NCBI's taxonomy places the organism in Eukaryota, Metazoa, Arthropoda, Insecta, Coleoptera, Buprestidae. The record is from RefSeq and is a predicted model, not a curated record. The transcript has a single exon. Bases 1 to 906 code for a protein of 301 amino acids.